CAUCUCCUAAAUGUGAUUUCUGCUCUCCAUCUCUACAUCAUACAGUGAAUGAGAGCAGAGAAACACCAAGCGGCUGUAGUAUCCCACGGCCCCACGGGUGAUAAUUUCGUGAGUUUUUAAAUGAUGUUUCAAAAUAUGCACUGUUUGAGAUAGGUGAGAAUCUGGAAUCGGUUAAGAGAUGAGUGAGCUGAUGGUAUUAUCCAAACUCAUCAAUACACCCAACCGUAGUUUCAAAAAGGUGGACAAUUGAGAUGUUAGGAUGUUAAAAAGCUGUCUAACACUCGCUCGAAGCAUAGCGUAAGGGAGUCCCUUCCUUCAAGGUGGUAACCCUUAUCAAAUGGAAGACAUGGAAGCGCAGAGCUUAACUGGUUCCAUAGAAAGUCAAAAUUGUGCCAGGCCAGAGAUUCAUGACUGUGUCAUCAAGCUGAGGGAGAAUCCUCAAAGGCGGAAAAAUGAAGUUUUUAUCGGCUGUGGUGCUGGUUUCGGAGGCGAUCGACCAUUGGCAGCCCUAAAGUUGCUUCAGAGGGUAAAAGAAUUAGACUAUCUUGUAUUGGAGUGUUUGGCAGAACGUACCCUUGCCGACCACCAUCGGUCAAUGAAGUCUGGUGGCAAGGGCUAUGAUCCCCGUAUAUCUGAAUGGAUGCAAUUGCUCUUACCCUUGGCUGUCGAGAGAGGAGUUUGCAUUAUUACCAACAUGGGUGCAAAGAAUCCUUCCUGUGCUCGCGAUGAGGUCUUGAGAGUUGCAAGCAGAUUGGGCAUCAACAUCACUAUCGGUUUGGCCUAUCAGCAUAGAGUCUUGAGAUCAGGUUUAAAGGAUGUUCUGAGAGAUGAUGAUGCUGAUGUUAGUACGUAUCUGGGAGCAGCUCCCAUUGUUGAGUGUCUUGAGAGAUACGGACCAAAUGUUGUUAUUACUUCUCGAGUUGCAGAUGCUUCCUUGUUCUUGGGUCCAAUGGUAUAUGAGUUGGGCUGGAAUUGGGAUGAAGUGAACCUGUUAGCCCAAGGUUCACUGGCUGGCCACCUGUUAGAAUGUGGUUGUCAGCUCACUGGAGGAUAUUAUAUGCAUCCAGGAGACAAAUACCGAGACAUAUCAUUCCAAGAUCUACUAAAUUUGUCUCUCCCAUUUGUGAGGGUUAAAUAUGAUGGUUCAGUAUGUGUGGCAAAGGCAGAAAAUAGUGGCGGGCUACUAAACUCUAGCACUUGUGCGGAGCAGCUUCUCUAUGAGGUUGGGGAUCCUGGAAAAUACAUCACUCCUGAUGUGAUUGUAGAUUUCCAAGAUGUUAUAUUUCAACCACUGUCGAAGAAUAAAGUUCUCUGCAUUGGAGCGAAACCAUAUAUACAAGCAAUACCUGAUAAGUUGUUACUGCUGGCUUCAAAGGACCAGGGGUGGAAAGGCUGGGGAGAGAUAUCGUAUGGGGGUUAUGAGUGUGUAAAACGUGCUGAAGCUGCUGAAUUCUUGGUAAAAUCAUGGAUGGAAGAAAUUUAUCCAGGUGUCAACAAACAUAUCAUUUCGUACAUAAUAGGUUUUGAUAGCUUAAAAGCAAUGAGCAUGGACAAUAAGGCGGCAAGACAUUGUGAGGAUAUUAGACUUCGGAUGGAUGGCCUAUUUGAGGAAGAGGAAAUAGCUAUACAGUUUACAAGAGAAUUCACAGCUUUGUAUACUAAUGGCCCAGCUGGUGGUGGUGGUGUCAGUACCGGUUGGAAGAAAGAGCUUAUUCUGGAGAAAGAAUUGGUGAGUCGCGAAGAUGUACAAUGGGGCAUCUCAGCGAUGGACAUGUGUAUCACUACAUCAAACGCACAGACCGAUGACCUCCAGAAAGUUGUGCUUGCCAGCGAUAAGCACUGUCAUGAAACAUUCUCCAAAGAAGAAGGCACAAUCAGUGAUUUUCGAGAUCCACAGCUUAAUUGCUGCUCUCCAGCUCCGUCUGGAACAAUGACCCCCCUCUAUGACAUAGCCCACAGCAGGGCUGGUGAUAAGGGGAAUGACCUCAACUUCUCCCUUAUCCCGCAUUUCCCGGCAGAUGUUGAAAGGCUAAAGAUCGUUAUAACUCCAGAUUGGGUGAAGGAAGCUGUCUCACCACUUCUAAAUCCCACGUCGUUUCCAACUUCAGAUGAUAUUGAACUAAGAAACCAAUGGGUCAGCGAGAAUGUCAAGGUGGAGAUCUAUCAAGUCAGGGGUAUUCAUUCUCUGAAUGUUGUAGUCCGUGACAUCCUAGAUGGUGGUGUCAACUGUUCACGAAGAAUUGAUAGACAUGGAAAGACUGUAUCAGAUCUCAUAUUGUCCCAACAUAUCAUGCUGCCUCCAUGAUCGGGGAAAGACAAAAUACAUUUAUAUCAUGAAUGUUUUUUUGUGCAAAGCAUUAUUUUAACAUGACACUGGAACUCAGCGAUUUGUUAUUUCAGCUAUUUGUUAAUUCUGUGCAAGUAGUGCAUGAAGGGUUCUGGACACGGUCUUGGUUCUGAAUUUGGCCCGUGUAGGUAUUGCUCCACCCCAUUCCCAACCCCCAAUUGUGUCUGGACAUGAACCAGCCAUUGGCCAUAUGCCAGACCAGGCUGCAUUUGCAAUUGCAACAGGGCUGCCACAAACAUUAUUUUCACAUACCAUCUCUUGGGUCAUUCACCUCUUGAUUUGAGUAUGACCGUAGUACCAUGGUUUGUAACAAUCCUAUCUAUUUUUUAUUGGCUAAAGGGUCAAAUAGGUACAUGAACUAACUUAAAGUGUUCAAUUAGCCCCUUAUAUAGGAGGUUCUGCUCGGCCGUCGCCAAUCGGGGCGGUUUCCGGUUGAAUUUUUUGAUAAAAUUUUUUGAGCAUCUUCUUCAUUAAGUCUAGUUUACCCAUAUCAAAUUUCAGCUAAAAAUUAAAUCGAGAAGACAGUCAAAUGAUUUUCCGAAAUGUACUGUGCUGUUUAACUGCACAGUUAUCUUCAAAAAAUCAUUUGACUGUCUUCCCGGAUGAAUUUUUAGAUGAAAUUUGGUAUGGGUAAACUAGACUUAAUGAAGAAGAUGCUCAAAAAAUUUCAUCAAAAAAUUCCACCGAGAACCACCCCAAUUGGCGACGGCUGGGCAGAACCUCCUAUAUAAGGGGCUAAUUGAACACUUUAAGUUAGUUCAUGUACCUAUUUGACCCUUUAGCCUUUUUUAUUUGAUCAUUGUAACAAGUCUGAUAAUUAUAGUAAUUCAAGGAAUCAACUCUUC
Molecule: messenger RNA, 3192 nt
Organism: Cuscuta epithymum
Lineage: Eukaryota; Viridiplantae; Streptophyta; Magnoliopsida; Solanales; Convolvulaceae
Source: the annotation of a GenBank genome assembly